Messenger RNA from Theileria equi strain WA, 702 nucleotides. RefSeq lists its product as hypothetical. NCBI's taxonomy places the organism in Eukaryota, Apicomplexa, Aconoidasida, Piroplasmida, Theileriidae. The record is from RefSeq and is a predicted model, not a curated record. The transcript has a single exon. The coding region runs from base 1 to 702 and encodes 233 amino acids.
AUGCUAAAGGCAUUUCUGCUGCUUUCGUUUUACACUUCACUUGCCGUUGGUGGUCUUCUGCAGUCGAGUAGAUUGCUACAGCGGCCUUCCUCCUCAAACUCAUGUAAAUAUAAUAACGAUUCAGCAGUAUAUGAAUAUUUGUUCAGUUUAAUAGGCUUGGAACAGCAACGCAACUCUACUUCUAAGUUCCUAGAUGAAGAUUCCCUUGGGAUACCGAGAAACUUUUUAUCAUUCUUCUCAAACAAAUUCUUUUCAUCGAAUUCCAGUGAUGGAAGCGAGAGGAAACUGGAAAGAAGGAUAGCUGAAUGCACAUUGACCAAUGAAGAUAAGGACGGUGUCACUGUUCGGACUCUCUACCUUCCCCUGAAGGACGCGGAAGAGUACGCUAAAAGGAUAGAAAAUGCAAAGGAAGGAACUCAGAUAAGGAGGUUUUCCAAUAAAACGGACGAUGAAUCUGAAGCAGAUGCCAACAUAAAGGUCGACUUCAAAUGCAAAACAAUUACGAUAGACGAUGAUACUAAAAAGUGUUCAACAUGUGUAUAUUCUGAAGUAAUGGUCCCAAGGAGACACAUGAGAUUCGGUCACUUUGGACCCGCAACGAUCCUCGAGUGUAUAAACGGUUACGAUAACAACCUAGGAUCAUCUGAAAGACCAUACUUUGUUCAAGAAGUCCAAAACUACCACCCAAUAUGUCUAGCAUAA